UCCUAACUAUAAAUAUGUCAGUGAAAUACUGUACUUUACCUAGAAAUGAUAAAAUGUGCAUGUCAUGUGAAUGCACGCGUGUCAUGUCACAUUUGUUUCUUGGUAAAGAUUGUCUCGUGAUAUCCGCGUUACGGAAAACAAAGUCGCUAUCAUGUAUUAAGAAAAGCAUCAAAUUGCAGUUAUUGUUGGUGAUGUUUCGAGUUCCUUGGCGAAACCAAGCUGGGGAACGAAUGCCAGGAGAACUGCCAAAGUUGCCAUUUGGUCAUUUCAAUGAAGUGAAUUUCUUUGGUCGAGAUCUUUCGAGAAAACAUGGAGCAAUAUAUUUUAUCUGGCAUUGCCUCACGCCUGUUGUAAUAAUAUCAGAUGCUAAAGCUAUUCGAACGUUCUAUACAGAUCAUUAUUCUCACGAGCGUGAAAGUGAUAUGACUUGUUUAGGGGCUGUGUUCAAGGGAAUCCUUGGACGUUGCUUGGCAACAAGCCAUGGUAGAGAUGACGUAAGAAGAUGCAGAGGCCCAUUUGAGAAGUAUUUUUCAGCUUCAGCCACAGCUAAUCAUAUGAGGUUAAUUGGAAAAGAAUGUCAGGCGUUUAUGAAUACAUUGCCAGUAGGAGUACCCAUAGAUUUGAAGGCAAGCAGGCUAGAAGACAUCACUCUUCGAGUUGUCACGCAUGUCGUUUAUGGAAAAGAAGUUCUUGAGAAGUAUUUCGAAAAAAUUGUAGAACUUCAGCAUCAUCUUCUGAAAACACUUAGUUUGAUAAAUGUUGGCACAACACGAUUACCAUUUUACUCCAAACUUCCCAAUUCAACUAAUUAUAGAGCAGCAUGUUUCAACCAAGAAUGGACGAAAUUUAACCGUUUUUUGUUUGGCUUGUUUGAAGAAGGAAAGAUAAGCGGUGAGGAUGGGCUGUUUUUUGAAACAAUGGCACUGCUUAAGACUCGUGCGUUAGACAUUGAAGAGGAAGAGUUAUUGCAUUCAAUUGAUGAAAUUCUGUUGCUGAAUAUUGAUGUGAGUUUUGCAGCAACAUCAUUCGCGCUCUCAGAUCUCGCUAGAUAUCAGGACAUUCAAACAAAACUCCGAGCACAGAUUGAUGACGUAUUACAAGGCUGUGAGUCGAGCAGCUGUGAAGACCUGGACAAGAAACUACCGUAUCUGGAAAUGGUUUUGAAAGAAAGUGCUCGCCUACAUCCUGCACUAGCUCUUUCCCUUCCAGAGAAGACAGUAAAGAGUGUCACUGAUUUAGGAGGUUAUCAAAUAUCUCAAGGGACUCCAGUAUGUGUCGACACUUACUCUCUAAACUACUCACCAACCUACUGGAACGAUCCAGAAGAAUUUAACCCUGAGAGGUUUUCCACUGGUCGUCAACGAGUACCUGGAUCAUUCUUUCAGUUUGGAAUGGGUCCUAGAAAGUGUCUAGGCUAUCGCUUUGCUUUGGCUAUCACCCGGGUCGUUGUCGUCUCAUUUCUACAAAAUUUUCAACUGCGCUUGAGCGAGAAUACAAGUUAUGAAAAGGUAAAGAAGUCAGGAUUGGUAUUUUUCGCACCAUACAUAAGUCCUGAUAUUGUCUUAGAAAGACGAGAGACUGUGGAUGUGGAUUACCUGAGUAAAGAUGGACUUAAAUGAACAAUAAUAAUAAUAACAAAACG
Molecule: messenger RNA, 1642 nt
Organism: Dendronephthya gigantea
Lineage: Eukaryota; Metazoa; Cnidaria; Anthozoa; Malacalcyonacea; Nephtheidae
Product: cytochrome P450 monooxygenase tcpC-like
Exons: 5
Coding region: 15-1619 (534 amino acids)
Molecular function (GO): oxidoreductase activity, acting on paired donors, with incorporation or reduction of molecular oxygen; heme binding; iron ion binding
Source: RefSeq, a predicted model, not a curated record